Molecule: messenger RNA, 431 nt
Organism: Aricia agestis (brown argus)
Lineage: Eukaryota; Metazoa; Arthropoda; Insecta; Lepidoptera; Lycaenidae
Gene: ND-B12
Product: NADH dehydrogenase [ubiquinone] 1 beta subcomplex subunit 3
Exons: 3
Coding region: 102-398 (98 amino acids)
Biological process (GO): electron transport chain; mitochondrial respiratory chain complex I assembly
Cellular component (GO): mitochondrion
Source: RefSeq, a predicted model, not a curated record
UUUGCAUUUGUCAAUGUCACUGGAAAUAUAAUUUGUGUUGAAAAAUUUUGUAAAUAAAUUGAUUGCAACCUAUUCUUUUUCUGCUAGAUUUAUAAUAAACGAUGGGCGGGCACGGGCACGGUCCUCCGUAUGUUGUUACCAAAGCCAGUGAUUACUCAAUUAAAGGAAUAUGGGAGCUGGAAGAGCUAGAAAAAGCCCUCGCUCGCAAAGGCUUAAAAGACCCAUGGAUCAGAAACGAAGCCUGGCGGUACAGCCCAGCAUUUGGAACAAAAUGGAUGCGAGCUCGUAAGCUGUUCUUCCGCGGCUUCCCCCUGGGGCUGGGGCUGGCCAUAGCUACUGUAGCCCUCGGCAAGUUGUCUGGAGAUGAUCAUCAUGGACAUGGACAUGAGGGCCACUAAACCAUUUAAGUUAUAAAUAUAGUCUGUUAAUAU